Molecule: messenger RNA, 165 nt
Organism: Anisakis simplex (herring worm)
Lineage: Eukaryota; Metazoa; Nematoda; Chromadorea; Rhabditida; Anisakidae
Source: the annotation of a GenBank genome assembly
AUGAAGCUGCAAGAGAAGUUGAGUGUCAUUGUAAGCGUAGUUGAUAGCAUUGGGAAUGAUAAUCGAGCGGACGGUUUGAAAAUGGAGCCAGCAGCCAAGAGUAGCACGUUGGCAGUUCCCCAGCCAAUGGGGAAACGUGGUAGUAUGCAGCAGGUAUGGGAAUGA